AUGUUUGAAACAAUCAAGAGCUGGUUCCAGGGGGCUGAGCAGCCUAUCAACGAGAAUAAGUGGGACGCCAAUACCGUCACCAUGCAACAACCUAAUAGCCCUGCUGCUCCUUCGAUGAAUCAGACCAUUACGCAGCAACCGGGUACUGAAUCUGCGGCCGUUCAAAUGCGGGGUGGUGGCGACUUUUGCUGUGGAGUCUGUGCUGGUCUCUGCUGCUUUGAGUGUUGCGAGUGCUGUUGCUGA
Messenger RNA from Penicillium odoratum, 243 nucleotides. RefSeq lists its product as uncharacterized. The record is from RefSeq and is a predicted model, not a curated record. Lineage: Eukaryota; Fungi; Ascomycota; Eurotiomycetes; Eurotiales; Aspergillaceae. Bases 1 to 243 code for a protein of 80 amino acids. The transcript is spliced from 3 exons.